AUGAGCGCUCAAAUUGUCGUGAGAAAGUCCGCAGAUAGAGGAUAUGCGAAUCAUGGUUGGCUUGAUACCCAUCAUACAUUUUCGUUUGCAUCCUACUUUGAUUAUAAAUUUCAAAGUUUCGGAUCCCUAAGAGUGAUCAAUGAAGACAUAGUGCAACCUACCACCGGAUUUGGAGCUCACCCGCAUCGAGAAUUCGAAAUUUUCUCGUAUAUUAUUUCUGGUGAAUUGCAACAUAAGGAUUCGAUGGGUAACGUUGAAAUUCUCAAAGCUGGUGACGUCCAAUUCACAUCAGCCGGCACAGGAAUCACACAUUCCGAAUACAAUAUUCAUCCAACCCUUCCUGUUCAUUUUCUUCAAAUAUGGGUGAAGCCUGACAAUCCAAAACUUCAGCCAAGAUAUCAAACCAUGACCUUCCCCAAAACUUCUAAGACGAAUAACCUCGUACAUAUCAUCUCUCCGGUUGCUGAUCAAGAUAACUCUACUAUUGGCAUUAAUACAGAUUUUCAUAUGUAUGCCAGUUUAUUGGAACCAGGUCAUAAGGUUGUGCAUACAGUACAAGGAAUUAAAGAGCCUAGAAGAGCUUAUAUUCAUCUUACGAGUACUGGUGGAAAUUUGAAAAUUAAUGGAAUCACGACAUUGCGACAAGGUGAUGGUGCAUUUGUUACUGAAAUUAAACAGGGAGAUGAAAUCGUCUUCGAGUCUGUUGGCAAUGAGAAUGCAGAAUUUGUGCUUUUUGAUCUAGCUUAA
Racocetra persica is the source of this 747-nucleotide messenger RNA. NCBI's taxonomy places the organism in Eukaryota, Fungi, Glomeromycota, Glomeromycetes, Diversisporales, Gigasporaceae. The record is from the annotation of a GenBank genome assembly.